AUGGAGGUGCUUCAGUGUGACGGCUGUGACUUCCGAGCCCCAUCUUAUGAAGAUCUCAAGGCGCACAUUCAGGAUGUCCACACGGCAUUCCUACAGCCAACUGAUGUUGCCGAGGACAAUGCUAAUGAACCACGAUCCGGGUCCAUGAAUGCCAGUAAUCAGACAGAGGUGGAGUUUUCUUCUAUAAAGGAUGAGUUUGCGAUUGCAGAGGAUUUAGCAGCCAUCAUGAGAUGGGCCUUUCUGGAUGGUUUGAUAGAAGCUGGCUACCACUGUGAAUGGUGCAUCUAUUCCCACGUGGAGCCCAGUGGUUUGCUCCUACAUUACCAAAGGAGGCACCCUGAGCAUUAUGUUGACUAUACGUACAUGGCUACCAAACUCUGGGCUGGGCCAGACCCGUCUCCGCCCUCUCUCAUGAUGCCAGCUGAAGCCAAAACAUACAGGUGCAGGGACUGUGUUUUUGAAGCCUCCUCCAUCUGGGACAUCACCAAUCACUACCAAGCAUUCCACCCCUGGGCCAUGAAUGGUGAUGAGUCAGUGCUGCUAGAUAUCAUCAAGGAGAAAGAUGCUAUGGAGAAGCCCAUCCCCCUGUCCGAAGAGUUGGGGGGCCCUUUGAAUUGUGAAAACAAUAUGCCCACCCCAAUCCCUGAGCAGGAGGCUGAGUGCCUAGAGGAUGCCAGGCUCUCCCCAGAGAAGAGCAUCCAGCUUACCUCUGCCAACCCCGCCAUCUCCUCCACCCCGUACCAGUGCACCGUGUGCCAGUCUGAGUACAACAACUUGCAUGGCCUGCUCACCCAUUAUGGGAAGAAGCAUCCUGGCAUGAAAGUGAAGGCUGCCGACUUUGCCCAGGACAUCGACAUCAACCCAGGUGCUGUGUACAAAUGCAGGCAUUGCCCCUACAUCAACACCCGCAUUCACGGCGUCCUGACCCACUACCAGAAGAGACACCCAUCCGUCAAGGUGACCGCUGAGGACUUUGUGCACGACGUGGAGCAGUCUGUGGACCUGUCCCAGAAUGACGUGGAGGAGACGAGCAGGAUUUUCAAGCAAGGGUAUGGUGCCUACCGGUGCAAACUGUGUCCCUACACCCAUGGCACUUUGGAGAAACUCAAAAUCCACUACGAGAAGUACCAUAACCAGCCUGAAUUUGAUGUCUUUUCCCAGUCGCCCCCGAAGCUCCCAUUGUCCCUCGAGCCCGAGAUAACCACUGAGGUGAGCCCCUCCCAAGUCUUGGUGACCGAGGAGGAGGUGGGAGAGGAGCCGGAAUCCACGUCUCACUUCUCUGCCUCACACCUGGUCUCCCACACUGUGUUCCGGUGCCAGCUCUGCAAGUACUUCUGCUCCACGAGGAAGGGGAUCGCCAGGCACUACCGCAUUAAGCACAACAAUGUCCGAGCCCAGCCCGAGGGCAAGAACAACCUCUUCAAGUGCGCCCUGUGUACCUACACCAACCCCAUCCGCAAAGGGCUGGCCGCCCACUACCAGAAGCGCCACGACAUCGACGCCUAUUACACCCACUGCCUGGCCGCCUCCAGGACCAUCAGCGACAAGCCCAACAAGGUGAUCAUCCCGUCCCCGCCCAAGGACGACUCCCCCCAGCUGAGCGAGGAGCUCCGGCGGGCAGUGGAGAAGAAAAAGUGCUCCCUGUGCUCCUUCCAGUCCUUCAGCAAGAAGGGCAUCGUGUCCCAUUACAUGAAGCGUCACCCGGGGGUGUUCCCAAAGAAGCAGCACGCCAGCAAGUUGGGGGGCUACUUCACUGCCGUGUACGCCGACGAGCACGACAAGCCGCUGCUCCUGGAGGAAGAGGAGAGAGGCAGCUUUGAGAAAGCCGAGGUGGAAGGCGAAGCUCAGGAAGUCGAGUGGCUGCCGUUUCGCUGCAUCAAGUGCUUCAGGCUCUCGUUCAGCACGGCAGAGCUACUGUGCAUGCACUACACCGACCACCACAGCCGGGACCUCAAGAGGGACUUCGUCAUUCUGAGCAGCGGCCCCCGCUGGCAGAACUCCACCUACCAGUGCAAGCACUGUGAUAGCAAACUGCAAAGCACAGCGGACCUGACCUCACACUUGAACAUUCACAAUGAGGAAUUCCAGAAGCGUGCCAAACGUCAGGAGAGGAGGAAACAGCUUUUGAGCAAGCAGAAAUAUGCAGAUGGUGCUUUUGCAGAUUUCAAACAAGAGAGGCCUUUUGGUCACUUAGAAGAGGUGCCAAAGAUCAAGGAGAGGAAAGUGGUGGGCUACAAGUGUAAAUUCUGUGUGGAAGUGCACCCGACGCUUCGAGCCAUCUGCAACCACCUCCGGAAGCAUGUCCAGUACGGCAGCGUCCCGGCCGUGUCUGCCGCCGUGAAGGGGCUGCGUUCUCAUGAGAGGAGCCAUCUGGCCCUGGCCAUGUUUACCCGCGAGGACAAGUACAGCUGCCAGUAUUGCUCCUUUGUUUCUGCUUUCAGGCACAAUUUGGAUCGCCAUAUGCAAACCCACCACGGACACCAUAAACCAUUCCGAUGCAAACUCUGCUCCUUCAAGUCCUCCUAUAACAGCCGGCUGAAAACGCAUAUACUCAAAGCUCAUGCUGGUGAACAUGCGUACAAGUGUUCUUGGUGCUCGUUUUCCACCAUGACCAUCAGCCAGUUGAAGGAACACUCCCUCAAGGUCCACGGGAAAGCCCUGACCCUCCCUAGACCGCGAAUCGUCAGUCUCCUGUCCUCACACUCCCACCACUCCUCUCAGAAAGCUGCCCCGGGUGAAGAGGUGGAAGACUCCAAUGACUCGUCAUACUCAGAGCCCCCAGAUGUUCAGCAGCAGUUGAACCAUUACCAGUCAGCUGCCCUGGCAAGAAACAAUAGCCGUGUGAGCCCCGUGCCGCCUCCUGGGGCCGCUGCUGGCGCUGAGCAGAAAACCGAAGCCGUUCUUCACUGCGAAUUCUGUGAAUUCUCCUCCGGCUACAUCCAGAGCAUCAGGCGCCAUUACCGGGACAAGCAUGGCGGGAAAAAGCUCUUCAAGUGCAAGGAUUGCGCCUUUUACACAGGCUUUAAGUCUGCUUUUACUAUGCACGUGGAAGCUGGGCAUUCAGCGGUUCCUGAGGAGGGCCCCAAAGACCUGCGCUGUCCUCUCUGCCUCUACCACACCAAAUACAAACGCAACAUGAUCGACCACAUCGUGCUGCACCGAGAAGAGCGAGUGGUCCCCAUUGAAGUGUGCCGUUCCAAACUGUCAAAAUACUUGCAGGGAGUAGUUUUCCGCUGUGAUAAGUGCACCUUCACCUGCUCCAGUGACGAGAGCCUCCAGCAACACAUAGAAAAGCACAAUGAACUGAAACCUUACAAGUGCCAGCUGUGCUACUAUGAGACCAAGCACACGGAGGAACUGGACAGCCACCUUCGGGAUGAGCAUAAGGUCAGCCGGAACUUUGAGCUGGUUGGACGGGUUAACUUGGAUCAGCUGGAACAGAUGAAGGAAAAAAUGGAGAGCUCCAGCAGUGAGGAUGAAGACAAGGAGGAAGAAAUGAACAGCAAGGAUGAAGACACAGAUCUCAUGAGGUUUCCUGACCGUGGGGCUGCUGUUAGCACUGAGAAGCGUUUUCCAUGUGAAUUCUGUGGACGGGCGUUUUCACAGGGCUCCGAGUGGGAAAGGCAUGUGCUGAGGCACGGCAUGGCUUUGAAUGACACCAAGCAGAUGAGCAGAGAAGAAAUUCACGGAAAAGAAAGCUUGGAGGACGGUGUCAAGAUGCCAUCCAUAGAGGAAAAGGAAGAUGACGAGGCCAUCGGGAUAGACUUUUCUCUCAAGAAUGAAACAGUAACCAUCUGUGUGGUAGCUGCCGACAAAUCUCUCCUGGAGAAUGCAGAGGCCAAAAACGAAUAAGCGUUUGGUGAAGUCCUUAAUCAAACCUUACUUGAACAGUGAUGAAAAGGUGGGUGGGCCAGCGUGGACUGAGAAGGGAGGGGCAGAAAAGAGAAGACAGAAACAAAGCUGCUUUUUAGGACUGAACAAUCUAUUUUCAAAGCACUGGUACCUUUGUGAAUGAGUCUGUAAAUUAAAGUUAUUUAAAUGUUUGGAACAUGUGGCUCCUUUUCCAUCGCAGCAUCUUUUCUUCCGGAUCUGCAUCCUGGAAGUCCCGUUUGUUGCGGAGUACGGAAGCACCUCCCGUGCACAGGGCGUCCUCUGUGGUGGUCUUGGACAGAUGUGGAGGGCAGAUGCUCCCUGACCGAAGAAGACUUCUCACAGGGGAACAACUUUUGACGCACAGCUUUCGGUGCGUUUUUCUAGUUUUAAUACCUUAAGCUUUUUCAAGACCUAACUGCAGCCGCUUUGGGAAAAAA
Orycteropus afer afer is the source of this 4310-nucleotide messenger RNA. Lineage: Eukaryota; Metazoa; Chordata; Mammalia; Tubulidentata; Orycteropodidae. The record is from RefSeq and is a predicted model, not a curated record.